Molecule: messenger RNA, 360 nt
Organism: Fusarium redolens
Lineage: Eukaryota; Fungi; Ascomycota; Sordariomycetes; Hypocreales; Nectriaceae
Exons: 1
Coding region: 1-360 (119 amino acids)
Source: RefSeq, a predicted model, not a curated record
AUGGCACAUCAGCCCGCAGUCCAUUAUACAGUUGACCCUUCUACCAACCCCAGUUCAUGGCCGUCACCAGCUCCAGAAUUCGGCAACGCCAUCAUCAACAGAGUCGAUGUAGUUUUUAUCAACAUCAAUGGGGACUCCAAUUUCCGCAUUCUCCGAACGGGUACCAACCAACAUGUUCACCAUGCGGUAACACAGGCCACAAAGCAUAUAGCCCGGUGCCUCUACCGAAUCGUCAACAUGAACGUCAGCGACUAUUCGUGCGUGGUGGUUAUGUCUACAGAAAAACGAAAGAGGAGCUUCUUUUCAGGAAUGGGUUCCCUUGGGACAUGGAAAAUGACCCUCAGCCAGAUGUUGUUUUGA